Debaryomyces hansenii CBS767 is the source of this 1710-nucleotide messenger RNA. RefSeq lists its product as uncharacterized. The transcript has a single exon. NCBI's taxonomy places the organism in Eukaryota, Fungi, Ascomycota, Pichiomycetes, Serinales, Debaryomycetaceae. Gene Ontology annotation, molecular function: kinase activity. Gene Ontology annotation, biological process: carbohydrate metabolic process. The record is from RefSeq and is a predicted model, not a curated record. The coding region runs from base 1 to 1710 and encodes 569 amino acids.
AUGACUACAAUUGGAGUUGAUAUAGGAACAGGAUCUGUUAGAGUCUGUUUAAACAAUCCAGAUAACUUCAAAACCGCUUUUAAACCUAUCAAGACCAAUAAACAUAACACAUUUUCUAACUACAUAACUCAAUCGUCGCAGGAAAUCUAUCAGUGUAUACUUGCAUUACUCAAAGAAUUAGUGAAUGAACCAGUCGUUUCAAUAUCGUUUACUGCAACAUGCUCCAUGGUAGUCAUGGAAAGGGUUAGGAUUGGUAGCGAAAUUUAUCUUAAACCAUGUGCAGUUAAUUUUGAAGGUGAUGACAGUAAGCAAGAUAUCAUACUCUGGAUGGAUAAUCGAUCGAUCGAGCAAACCAGAUUUUUAAAUGAAAUGGUGAACGAGAAGGAAUUAUCUAGGGUAGGUGGCAAGUUUAUUCCGGAAAUGGGAUUACCCAAGUUAAAAUGGUUGCAAGAUCAUAUAACUAAAGAUAUAGUGUGUUUUGAACUUUAUGAUUGGUUCAGUUACUUGUUUUUGGUCGGAGGAUUUGACAAAAAGGGACUCGUGCCUUAUGUUGCUGAACCCAUCGAGCAUAUGCAAGAAUAUCCCACCGUGUCUGAAGCAAUGGAUGGGUCCAUCAAGGGUUGGACAACUGAAUUUUUGAAACAGAUCGGCAUCGGCUCUCAUAUUUCUAUUGGCAGAUCAGAAUUUAACUUGAGUACGUCGGGACUAUUGCCUAUAGGUAUUCCUUUGGGUUACGUUCAUGAGAAUGCUUACAAUCUGAGAGAAAAGAUAGCUGUAGCCAACGGGUGCAUCGAUUGUUAUGCAGGGUGGUUAUCUACAAUUGGACCCGAAUUUGCUGUCGAAAACCACCUCUCUAUGAUUGCCGGGACGUCUACAUGCUUCAUUCUUUCGACGCCGUCAUCUCAAUAUAAUGCAAUUAAGGGAAUCUGGGGCCCGUUUUCACAGUUACUAGCUCUACCGUUGGAUAUAUUUGAAUUUGGACAGCCGGCUACAGGAAAAUUGUUCGAACAGCUCUUUGCAAACUACGCGCUGGUGGUAUCAUCUUUGAACACUGACGAUAUCUUUGCAUUACUCGAGUACAAAACUGCGACGCUCGAAGUCAAUAGAAUCUCCACCAUCACCGAAAUCAUUAAGAACUACUUCUGGUACAUCGACCAGUACGGCAACAGAAGCCCGUAUAACGACUUCUCCAUGAGCGAAAUGAUCAUAGACGGCCACAAUUCCUCCAACAACUUGGAAUCCAUCACCAACGGAACCACCCUCAUGGGUCUCGUAAUACGGUACAAUCUAGUCUUGGAGUUUCUCUGUUUCCAAACCCGACAAAUAUUGGAGAUCAUCCAGGCCUCCAAUGGGCCUCUUGUCGACUCCAUCACUGUAAGUGGCUCCCAAGGCAACAACAAACGAUUCAUGCGACUCCUAGCUGCCGUAACUGGGAUGCAAGUUAAAAUACUAAAGCUGUCUACAAAUGUGAAGUACAAUGUCGUGAAAGGGUCUGCCAUCAUUAGCAGUAUAGGCCAUCACCUACUAACUGGAUGCAAAAAUUACCAAAAUACAAUAAAUGGUAGCAUACCAAUUGACGCCGACUACGAUAUUAUUUAUCCGGACCAUAGUAUUGCCGAAUUAGGUUCGCUACUAGACAAAAAGUACAAAGUGUUCCUAGAAAUGGCUAUGGCUCAACAAAAUUAUCGCAGAAUCAUAAAUUCAAUGUAA